AUGGCUUCAGUUAAGCCGUAUAGAAGUGUGAUGAAAGUGGUGACUGGACACACUAAUUUACUAGGUAAAUAUAUUGCUAAAAAUAUCCCAAUUCGUAUUUUUGAGUAUGCUUGCCUUUACAUUUCGCGCUCAUCAUUUGGAUAUCGUGGUUUCAGUCAUCGCGCCGCGAAAAAGGAGCAUGACACUUGA
This is a messenger RNA of Plasmopara halstedii, 189 nucleotides long. RefSeq lists its product as uncharacterized. The record is from RefSeq and is a predicted model, not a curated record. The coding region runs from base 1 to 189 and encodes 62 amino acids. The transcript is spliced from 2 exons. NCBI's taxonomy places the organism in Eukaryota, Oomycota, Peronosporomycetes, Peronosporales, Peronosporaceae.